Messenger RNA from Drosophila pseudoobscura, 1713 nucleotides. RefSeq names its product Mucin related 18B (gene Mur18B). Gene Ontology annotation, cellular component: plasma membrane; extracellular region. The record is from RefSeq and is a predicted model, not a curated record. Gene Ontology annotation, molecular function: chitin binding. NCBI's taxonomy places the organism in Eukaryota, Metazoa, Arthropoda, Insecta, Diptera, Drosophilidae. The transcript has 2 exons. Bases 47 to 1558 code for a protein of 503 amino acids.
GUCAUCAGCUCAUACAACGAUCGACCGACGUUAGCCACUGGCAACGAUGACAACGACAACUAGAACCAGAACCACAGAAACCACAGAGACCACAUUCACGGUGCGAAGAACGAUGACCAGCCGUAGCGGAAAGUUCUCGAUGGCCACUUCCAUUCUGCUGCUCUGCGCCGCCUUGCUGCUGACAAAGUCCUGCGGCAUCCUGGCACUUAGCGGCGAUGGCAGCAGCGACAGCAACCAGCUGGGCCAGGCAGAUCCCUGGAGCGAUCCCACGACCACAACCCUUGGCCAGGAAACCGAGGGCAGUGGCGGCUGGGAGACGACCACCACAAUCCAGGAGGAAGAGACCACGGAAGCACCCACAACGCCUGAACUGGAGACAACCACGGCAGAGGAUGAGACAUCCACCGCUGGUCAGGAAACAACCACAGCCAGUCAGGAGACAUCCACAGCAGCUGUCGAGACCACCACUGCAGCUCCUCUUGAGCCAGAGACCACCACAGGAGCUCCUCUUGAGCCAGAGUCCACCACUGCAGCUCCUCUUGAGCCAGAGACCACCACAGGAGCUCCUCUUGAGCCAGAGUCCACCACAGGAGCUCCUCUUGAGCCAGAGACCACCACAGGCGCCCCAGUUGAGCCAGAGACCACUACAGGUGCCCCCGAUGAGCCAGAGACCACUACAGGUGCCCCCGAUGAGCCAGAGACCACUACAGGUGCCCCCGAUGAGCCAGAGACCACUACAGGUGCCCCCGUUGAGCCAGAGACCACCAGCAAUCAGCCCGAGAGCACCACCGCUGGUGCCGGCGAUGAGUCACCGGCAACCACCACUGAGGAGCCAGCCCUGGGCACCACUUUGACUCCUACGCCCGAGCCCGCGCCCGUGCCCACGGUACCCGUCUUCGAGUGCCAGACGGCAGGACUCUUUCCGCAUAUCGGCAAAGACUGCAGGCGCUACCACAAGUGCCUGUGGAAUCCGCUGCUGCGCCUGCUCCAAGAGCAGGAGAUAGUGUGCCCUCCGCUGACUGCGUUCUCGCCCACGCUGCGCCGCUGUGUGCGCGACGUGUCCGUGUGCAAGGACGACGAAUUCGAGUGCCUGGCCGUGGGACGCUACGCGGGCCACGACGACACCUACUACUACAGCUGCAUGGCCAGCCUGCAGGGCGGUCUCCACAAGUUCAUUGUGCGCUGCUCCAGCGGCCAGCGGUUCGAGCCAUUGAUUGGCGGAUGCUGGCGGUAUGACUGGACCCAGAUUGUGCCCGGACAGGAGGCGCUGGAGGUGAGCGACCUGGCGGCCAUCAAGCGGGAGCUGAAGCUUUACAAGGCGGAGGAGAAGCUGCGUCUGAAGGCCCUGAAGGAGCAGGAAAAGCUGGCCCGCAAGCAGCAGAAGCUGGAGGAGCAGGCGGCCAAGAAGGCGGCCAAAGAGCUGGCCAAACAGCAGGCCAAGGCCGAAAAGGAGGCCGCCAAGGCCGCCAAGGAGCAGGCCAAGGCCGACAAGGAGGCCAACAAGGGCCCGUCCAUCGAGAGCACCGAGUCCGACGAGGAGCCCAGAGGCCUUUUCUGAGACGUCUGAGAGAUAAGCCCCCCCGCCAGGAGGAGCUACUCCUCCACUACGUUGGUCCAUUGCCCUUUUCUUAUGAUAUCUGCUAUAAUUCUGCUGCCAAUUUUUGUGUCUUUUUUUUUGUAAUAUAUGGUAUUAAUAAAGUUCUGGAAACUAGA